UUACAAGUUUAUUCUUUUAUUUUUUCGAAAUGAGCUAUGUACUAGAAUACGCAAAGAGUGAUAAAAGUUCUUGUACUGGAAAAAAAGAUGAUUGCCCUAGUGAGAAUUACAAAAUCGCUAAAGGAGAGCUUCGUCUUGGAGUAGAAGUUCCUAAUACUGGUGGUAGUAGGUGGAGGCAUUGGGUGUGCGUAACAUCUAAAGUGAUUGAAAACAUGCAAAAAGAUUACUCUAGUCCUGAUCAAAUCCAAGGAUGGGAAGAUCUCCGACCCGAAGACCAAGAGCGUGUUCAAAGAGCUUGGGAUGAAGGUGAGAUACCUCAAGCUGAACGCCCCACACCUGCUGCUGAGCAUGUUCGACCUGUCAAGAAAAAGAUGGCUGAGCUUCCUGCUACCAAUGAACCGAAAAACAAAAAAAAGUCCACGAAAACGAGUAAUGCAGAAUCAUCUACCGCUACCGUUAAAGAUGAAGAAAAGGCUACAUCUUUAAAAGAUAAACCAGAAGUAGCUAAGAAGGAGACUGCAGUGACUGGAUCUCGUAAAUCUUCAAGAGCUGUAAAGACGGAAGAAGCCUCGGAUAAGGAGUCCUCCUCUUCAACAACUAAUAAGAAGCCUACUAUUGCCAAGAAAGCAAAAGCUGAAGUCACUGACAAGGAAGUUAAAGAUGAUAUUACUGAGGCUAACCCAAAGAAGAAAUCACCCACCAGUAAGGCAUCCGGAUCCAAGAAGGAAAAAGCCAUUGCUGAUGAACCUAAAGUUGCUGCAUUUGCAACUCGUAACAAGACUGUUAAAAACACGUAACACACCUGAUUAUUGGAAUAAAAGGAUCCCAUAAUUAACCAGUUUUUAUAGUGAAAAGAAAUCCAAGGGAGAACCAACACGACGAUCAGCCAGAAUCAACAAAGAGACAAAACCCGAAUCUUCUGCUGCCAAUACUACCAAAAAGAGAGCCUCGGGCAAAGAUGAUACUACUGGAACUACCAAGAAAGCAAAGAAAAACUAAGUUUUUCUCCCUGAAUCCAUUUGCUCACUAAAACAUUAUUUAAAAUAAAGCUUCUUUUUUAUGCGAAUGUAAACAAAGCGGAUUGGUACAUCCCGAUUUUUUAAUCUGUAGAAAAAUCAAUAUAAACACAUUGGGUUAUCUUGAUGAAACACAAAACAUUUGUACUUCAAUAACA
This is a messenger RNA of Mucor mucedo, 1174 nucleotides long. RefSeq lists its product as uncharacterized. Bases 30 to 797 code for a protein of 255 amino acids. NCBI's taxonomy places the organism in Eukaryota, Fungi, Mucoromycota, Mucoromycetes, Mucorales, Mucoraceae. The transcript is spliced from 8 exons. The record is from RefSeq and is a predicted model, not a curated record. Gene Ontology annotation, molecular function: DNA binding; zinc ion binding.